Molecule: messenger RNA, 1437 nt
Organism: Striga hermonthica
Lineage: Eukaryota; Viridiplantae; Streptophyta; Magnoliopsida; Lamiales; Orobanchaceae
Source: the annotation of a GenBank genome assembly
AUGAUUGUAGGUGACGUAGGUUUUUUUUCUGAUGAUAAUAAUCGGGAGGCGACAGAUAAUAUAUCGCAUUCUGUUGUGAGGAAUUCUUCUUCUGACGAUAAUAAUAGGGGGGCUACAGAUAAUAAAUCGCAUUCUGUUGUGAGGAAUUCUUCUUCUGAUGAUAAUAACAGGGGGGCUACAGAUAAUAAAUUGCAUUCUGUUGUGAGGAAUUCUUCUUCUGAUGAUAACAGUACGGCGAUGAUAAGGAACAGCAGCGUUAAGUCGCCUUGGCUUAUGCUCCCCCCCUCAGUGGAAUGCGGCAACAUGUUGUAUAAUUUCUACAAUUUGGCAGAAUCCAAAAUAGAGAGAUUAAGAUCAACAUUGGAAGUAGACGAUGAUGCCAAAUUGGUGUGUUCGUCUCAUGGCUGGAUAGCUGUUCUGAACCAGCGCAACCACGGGCUGCUCCUCUGGAACCCCAUCACUCAGGUACGCAUAAACCUCCCAUCCCUCCUCACCUUGCCCGAUCCCCAAAUUAACUGCUGUGGGAUUGUAUCUAAGCUCAUACUCUCCUGCUCCCCCGACAACGACCUAGAUCAAUGCCGUGCCAUGAUGAUUUUUGGGCCCCUUAACAGGCUGGCUUUCUGCCAGCCCGGCCGCAGCACCCACUGGACCCCCAUCGGCCAUUUGUAUUGGAGUAAGAAAUUUUAUUCGGAGGUCCACAACCACGACGACGGCAUGUUUGCCAUGCAGUACACCGAUUGCGUCUAUUCCACCACACACAAACUCUUCUUCUGUUUUGUCAUUUGGAGAUUGGAGUGUUGGGAUCUUCAGGACCUUGAGUGCCCCAGGAUUUGUUGGUCAGAGAUUGUACAUUAUAUGGUUGGGGUUGCUAGUGAGGAAGAGACGAUGGCCCUCUCUUUUACCACUGGGGGAUAUCCAGAUGUGAUGAACCAACAUUUCCUUGUGGUGGCAGAGCAGAUGAAUCAACUUUUUCUCUUGACUCGACAUGUAUGCUUACGGAUGGGCCUUGACGGUACCAAUCGUCCGCCAAUCUACUUUGGUAAGUAUAGGGGUUGGGAUGACAAAUUCCCCCACCAAACCUAUUCUUUCGAUGUUUUUAAAGUUGACUAUAUUUCGGGGGGCGACGGCACUCAGCCCAAGCUUAUUAUGACUAACUUGGAGGGUUCGCUGGAUGGGCUGGCAAUGUUUAUUGGCAAGAACCACUCCUUUGCCAUAUCCACACCAACCAGCCAUGGCCUAGAAAGAGAUUGUAUUUACUUUACUGACACAAAUAUACACCAGCCUCCAGCAGGCUCCAUCUAUGGGGGCCACGAUAUCGGCAUUUAUCAUUGCGCGACCAGAACAUUUUCUGAUUGCUUUUAUCCACGGGACACCAACAAAAUAAAGAAGAUUGUGCCUGCACCCAUGUGGUUUACUCCCAACGACAGCACGCACUAA